GUGAGUUAUAAUCAGACGGCGAAUCACGGGAGCAGCCCACGCUCCCCCGACGCGCGCCAUGCGAGCGCACACCCCAGUCCGGCGGUGCUUGGGAUUGGGCGGAGGGAGGGAGUGGUGGCUGCGGACGGAGUCACAGGAUUGGUAGAGUUCAGCGCCAAACUUGUUGACUCAUAACUGAGCUCCAUCCUUCACGGCGCGGAGCUGUCCACGGCCAGUGGUGCUGAAACUGCAAGCUUUUUUGACGCGCUGUUGGAAUAUUUCCGACUUUUAUUUCUCGCAUCGAGUGUUUGAAAGUUAAAUAAUCCCCGUGCUGCACGUCCGGGCGUUUUGUUUUUACGCGUCACUUUGACGGAUACUCAAACGCCGUCACCGCUCUGACAAAGAGCGCAUCAAAGCCUUCCAACUUCUUCUCCGAUCUAGUAGAGGACUCUCCGCGUCGCAGCCAUGGCUUUCAUGGUCAAACACAUGGUGGGAGGACAGCUGAAGAACCUGACAGGCGGACUGACGGAGGAGAAACCUGAAGCGGAGAAAACGGACGCGGCGGCGCAGGGGAUGACCCAGGAGGAAUUCGAGCAAUACAAGGAACAGUUAGAGGAGGAAAAACAAGAGCGAGAAGCCAACUUUGCCCAGAAGAAAGCCGAGAGAGCCACGGUUAGAAGUCACUUCCGGGACAAGUACCGACUACCAAAGAACGAGCUGGACGAGACCCAGAUCCAGCAGGCGGGGGAUGACGUCACGUUGCCCACAGAGCUGGCCAAGAUGAUCGCCGAGGACAACCAGGAGGAGACGCACAAGCAGUCGGUGCUGGGCCAGCUGUCCAACAUCCAGAACGUGGACAUCGACCAGCUGAAAGACAAAGCGCAGGCCACGCUGGAAGACCUCAAAAAGCAGACGGAGAAUUGCAGUCUCAUGUGAUCGCGCAGAAGUUCAGAGUUUCACUUGUACAAAUAUUUUUUCAAAAGGCAGAGCUGCUCUGGGGGGUAAAAACAUAUUCUCAUUGCUUAGGAGGAAUGUCAGACGAUGUCAGUCAACUGUAAAAACAGUUUUUGUAGCUGUGCAAAAGUUUAGACAGAAAUCAUGCACAAAAGAGAGCGAGGCACGAGAAGAGCAAGUCGUACUUACUGGAACAAAGAAUACGGGCAUACCAGAUGACCUUCAGAUCUCCUAAAAAAUCAUGAAUGUCAUUCAUAUUUGUCAAUGAAAUUAGCCACUUAGCUCUCUGAAAGAUUUGCAGCCCUCUGGCUCCUCCCACUGAGAUUAUAUUUGCCUUCAGAGCAACUCCUCCUCUCAGAAAUAAUCCUCCGUCUUUCCUUUGCCUCCCUCCCUCUCUGUACCUCACGCGCCCAGUGAUAACACAAUAUGAUUCUGCAGCAGAGGUCUCAGGCGUGUGUGUGUGCGUGUGUGUGCGUGUGCGUGUGUGUGUGUGUGUGUGUGUGUUACCUUGCUCCCCAAACACGCAGCAGAUUAUUUCACAGAAAAACGAGUGCACAUCUUCAGUGAGAUCAGCUGUUUGUUUGAGCCGGAAACACACGGAUGAUUCUAGCUCACACUACAGGCUGCACGUGCGACAUGUGGAUUCACAGUUUUGUGAUUUCGGAGUUGGAGGCUUUUUUUUUUUUUAUUUCUUGCACAAAAGCACAAAAACAAAGAAAGGUGCAAUAUUCGUUAAAAAGCAACAACAAAAAAAGGCAGAUUUUUUGUCAUAAGUAGCUUGCUGUUGUCGACCACCUGGUGCCCUGACGAACACAUUCUGUGUGCUGCAUUAAUUCCUAGUUUGAAUCUUUUUCCUGAACAUAUCAUUAUAAAAAGCCUUUGAGUUCAGCUUUCUCCAUACUUCAGCGUGCCUUGGUUUUUCUUCUCUAGAUCUCAAACACCCGUAAGCUACUUUUUACAAAGACUCUUCCUCGUAUGCGUUUGUUCGGGCAGAGCGUUUCUUACUUUUUCAGUUUGACUAAAAGCAACAACUGAUAAUGUUGGAGAGCAGGAAUAGAGUUAGCUGCGUGCAAUAAGUGUGCUCCAAAGUUUCACCUAGAAUCGACUUUAGCUGCAUAAGGAGCAAAUCUGCGUUUUUUGGAUUGGAGUAGAAACUCUUUCUUUUCCUGAAGGGGAAAUCUGGUUUGCAAACUGAAGUGCACACAACCUACACACAUUAUAGAAAAUGCACAAAGACACAUAACACAUAUGUCUCCUGGAUGUGAUAAUGAUAGACGUGCAGUGAGAUAUGAGACACAGUGUCCACAGUGUGUUUGCAAUGGAAAGGAAGCGUACAAGUUUAAAAACCUGAUGGCUGAAGGAACACAUGACCUCAGAUCUGCACCACAAUGUAAAAAGAAAAAACCUUAAAAGCUGCUCGGAUGAGAGAGAUGUAAAUGCUUUACAAGUUGUAUGUUGACAGAACUUUGACUUACGUAAAGAAAAAAAGGCACAAAUAUGUAAAACUGCGUACCUGCGGUGUGAGUAAAUCCACAUGAUGUUGUGUAAGAUGUAAAUGUAUCUGCUGCUUGCACAUGCUGUCAAACAGCGGCUCGUCUGUUUUCAUCAGAAAGUGUUGUCGACCCGCCCGCCUAACCAUCGGCCUGUCCUCCAUCUCAUUGAUCCCUGCGUCUCAGUGGUGACUGUCUCGUGCUGGUGGAAUUCGUGUUGCUUAGCUGAUGUGAUAUUUCUAGUGGCGUCUUUGUUUGAAAAAAAAAAAAAAAAAAGUAAAAAAGAAGCAGAAGCUCAAACUGUGGCA
Molecule: messenger RNA, 2731 nt
Organism: Labrus mixtus (cuckoo wrasse)
Lineage: Eukaryota; Metazoa; Chordata; Actinopteri; Labriformes; Labridae
Gene: cplx3b
Product: complexin 3b
Exons: 3
Coding region: 445-915 (156 amino acids)
Biological process (GO): synaptic vesicle exocytosis; neurotransmitter transport; regulation of neurotransmitter secretion
Cellular component (GO): terminal bouton; SNARE complex
Molecular function (GO): syntaxin binding
Source: RefSeq, a predicted model, not a curated record